Neofelis nebulosa (Clouded leopard) is the source of this 1601-nucleotide messenger RNA. It is a transcript of the gene TRIM54, whose product is annotated as tripartite motif containing 54. The record is from RefSeq and is a predicted model, not a curated record. Bases 355 to 1455 code for a protein of 366 amino acids. The transcript is spliced from 9 exons. Lineage: Eukaryota; Metazoa; Chordata; Mammalia; Carnivora; Felidae. Gene Ontology annotation, molecular function: zinc ion binding.
AUCUCCUCUCUGGGAAGUAAGGGACAAACAGUGCUGCCCAUAGAGGGAACAAGAGUCAUUUGGGGAACAAAAGAAAUUUCCAGGGACAGAGUCAUUCAGGGAGGGAGGGAUAGAUAAAGCUACAUGUGUCUGGCUGGGUUACAGAGCAAAGAAUAGAGAAGUGUCUGAAAACAGCUAUCUGAGGACGAGGUGAAUUGUUGGAGGAGGGGACAGGAGAGAUAGCAGAGCUAUUUCAAGAGUGAGCAGUAGAAGGGAACAAGAAUCCACGGACAGUCUAAGCGAGGAAGGGUCCAGAGGCAGUGAGGGAAGGCCAGGACCAGGGCCGAGGCCAGGGCAGGCACGAUCGCUGAGGGGAUGAACUUCACAGUGGGUUUCAAGCCGCUGCUAGGGGAUGCACACAGCAUGGACAACCUGGAGAAGCAGCUCAUCUGCCCCAUCUGCCUGGAGAUGUUCUCCAAACCAGUGGUGAUCCUGCCCUGCCAGCACAACCUGUGCCGCAAGUGUGCCAACGACGUCUUCCAGGCCUCGAACCCUCUGUGGCAAUCCCGGGGCUCCACCACUGUGUCUUCCGGAGGCCGUUUCCGCUGCCCAUCUUGCAGGCAUGAGGUUGUCCUGGACAGACAUGGUGUCUAUGGCCUGCAGCGAAACCUACUAGUGGAGAACAUUAUCGACAUUUACAAACAAGAGUCUUCCCGACCACUGCACUCCAAGGCUGAGCAGCACCUUAUGUGCGAGGAGCAUGAAGAGGAGAAGAUCAAUAUCUACUGCCUGAGCUGUGAAGUGCCCACCUGCUCUCUCUGUAAGGUCUUCGGUGCCCACAAGGACUGUGAGGUGGCCCCCCUGCCCACCAUUUACAAACGCCAGAAGAGUGAGCUCAGCGAUGGAAUCGCAAUGCUGGUGGCCGGCAACGACCGCGUGCAGGCAGUGAUCACACAGAUGGAGGAGGUGUGCCAGACCAUAGAGGACAACAGCCGGCGGCAGAAGCAGUUACUAACCCAGAGGUUCGAGGCCCUGUGCGCGGUGCUGGAAGAGCGCAAGGCUGAGUUGCUGCAGGCGCUGGCACGCGAGCAGGAGCAGAAGCUGCAGCGCGUGCGGGGCCUCAUCCGCCAGUACGGAGACCACCUGGAGGCCUCCUCUAAGCUCGUGGAGUCGGCCAUCCAGUCCAUGGAGGAGCCACAGAUGGCGCUCUACCUCCAGCAGGCCAAGGAGCUGAUCAAUAAGGUCGGGACAAUGUCGAAAGUGGAGCUGGCAGGACGGCCAGAGCCGGGCUAUGAAAGCAUGGAUCAGUUCACCGUGAGCGUGGAGCACGUGGCCGAAAUGCUGAGGACCAUCGACUUCCAGGCGGGCGCUUCUGGGGAGGAAGAGGAUGAGGAGGUGGCGUUGGAGGGGGAAGAGGGCAGCGCGGGGCCAGAGGAAGAGCGGCCGGAUGGGCCGGAAGGCACCGGCGGGCACUGACCCGCCCCCCCCUUUGGGGAGCCCGUGCACCUGGGGCCUGGCGCUCGGGGUCGCGGAGGACCUGCGCAGAGACCACCGCGCCACACAGCUCGGCGCCCCGCCGCGGGGGAGGGACUCAAUAAAGGGCUAACGAGUCCAAACUCGCA